Striga asiatica is the source of this 2154-nucleotide messenger RNA. The record is from the annotation of a GenBank genome assembly. NCBI's taxonomy places the organism in Eukaryota, Viridiplantae, Streptophyta, Magnoliopsida, Lamiales, Orobanchaceae.
AUGGCGACAAAUCUCUCAGCCGCUCUACUCCCAUAUCACCACCACCACUCAGACGCCACCCACCACCGUCCGCUCCACCUCACCACUCCAUACUUUCUUCCCCACGCGAAUAAAAGGUUAACCACCGUCCACUGUUCAUCCAAGAAAGCAGCGCCUCCGCCGCCGCCCACCGUAGGCGGGGAGCAAAACAGCCCAUCCUUAGCCGAACAGCUUAAACCCUUAUCCACCACCGUUCUUUCCGACGGACCAAACGAGACCAAUCUCUUAUCCAAUCCCAAAUCCACAUGGGUUAACCCCACCAAGCCCAAACCGUCCGUACUCUCCCUCCAGCGCCACAAGCGCUCGUCUUCAUACACGAACAAUCCCCAAUUCAAAGACCUCAGGCAGUUUUCAUCGAAGCUCAACGAGUGCGAUGAAUCCGAUUUCUUGUCUGUUCUCGAAGGUAUCCCUCACCCGCCCACCCGUGAAAAUGCGCUUUUGGUGUUAAAUAGUUUGCGUUCAUGGCAAAAAUCCCUUAUUUUCCUCAAUUGGGUUAAGGCCCAGAAUGUCUUCCCCAUGGAAACAAUCUUUUAUAAUGUAACAAUGAAGUCUUUGAGGCUGGGCAAGCAAUUUCAGCACACAGAGGACCUUGCUCUUGAAAUGAUAGAGAAAGGCAUCGAGCUUGACAACAUUACGUAUUCGACUAUAAUCACCUGCGCCAAAAAAUGCAAUCUUUUCGACAAAGCGGCCGAUUGGUUCGAGCAGAUGUACAAAACCGGGCUCAAGCCCGAUGAGGUCACUUAUUCGGCCAUCCUUGAUGUGUAUGCAAAGCUCGGUAAAGUUGGGGAGGUUUUGAGUUUAUAUGAAAGGGCUCGGGCAAGCGGGUGGAAGCCCGACCCAUUCGCAUUUUCUGUGCUGGCAAAGAUGUUUGGCGAGACAGGGGAUUAUGAUGGUAUUAACAGUGUCUUGCAAGAAAUAAAAUCGCUUGGCGUAAAGCCCAAUUUAGUCUUGUACAACACUUUGCUAGAGGCUUUAGGCAAAGCCGGGAAGCCCGGGCUAGCCAGGAGUUUGUUCGAGGAGAUGUUGGGCUUAGGAAUCGAGCCCAACGAGAAGACUUUAACAAUAUUGAUAAAAAUUUACGGGCGGGCCAGGUGGGGCCGUGAUGCUGUGAAGCUUUGGGAACGUAUGAGGACCAACGGUUGGCCUGUGGAUUUCAUAUUGUACAACUCGCUGUUGAGCAUGUGCGCCGAUCUUGGAUUGGUGGACGAGGGAGAAAAGCUCUUUGACGAAAUGAAGAAGGCCAAAGGAAAGAGAAAACCCGACAGCUGGAGCUACACGGCUAUGAUGAGCAUAUACGGGAGCGCGGGUGAUGUCAGCAAGGCCAUGGCUCUUUUUCAAGAAAUGUCCGAUAUGGGUUUACAGCUUAACGUCAUGGGAUGCACUUCUCUAAUGCGCUGCCUGGGAAAAUCCAAGAAAAUCGAUGACUUGGUGAGGGUUUUUAACACUUCCGUCGAAAAUGGAGUUCGGCCGGACGAUAGGCUUUGCGGCUGCUUACUUUCAGUCUUGUCUAAUUGCGAGGGUGAUGAUGAUGAUGAUGCAAAUAAGGUCCUUUCUUGUUUAGAGCGAGCAAACCCGAAACUGUUUGCAUUCGUGAACCUCUUGUGUGGCGGCGAAGAUGAAAGUGUUAACGUUGGUCUCGAUAAAUUGAAGGACGAGUUCAAAAGCGUGCUUAGCGGCACGGAUGUCGAGGCCCGGAGGCCGUUCUGCAACUGCUUAAUCGAUAUUUGCCGAAAAAGGAAUCUUCACAGAAGGGCCCACGAGCUUCUUUAUCUGGGGACUGUUUACGGAUUGUACCAAGGCUUACACACCAAGACUGAAGAAGAGUGGCGGUUGAACGUUCGGUCAUUGUCAGUUGGUGCAGCCGAGACUGCCUUCGAGGAGUGGAUGGGAACUUUGGUUAAAAUCGUGCAGCGAAAGGAGAGUUUGCCUGCUUUGUUCUCUGCAAGCACGGGAGCUGGAACUCAUAAGUUCUCGCAUGGUUUAGGGAGAGCUUUUGCUUCCCAUGUGGAGAAGAUGGCUGCGCCUUUUCAUGAGAGUGAGGGGAAAUCGGGUUUGUUUGUCGCGACUCGCGAGGAUUUGGUUUUGUGGGUCGAGUCUAAGGCCUUUACAAGCUAA